Messenger RNA from Cercopithifilaria johnstoni, 1764 nucleotides. NCBI's taxonomy places the organism in Eukaryota, Metazoa, Nematoda, Chromadorea, Rhabditida, Onchocercidae. The record is from the annotation of a GenBank genome assembly.
AUGUCUGGUGUGACGGAUGGCUUGAAGGCAAGCAGAGAACGGUGCUAUCAAUCACGUGACGAAUAUUUUAAAUGCUACGAGGAGCAUAAAACUUACAACGAAUCUAAGUGUAGAAAACUGAAAGAAAAAUUCGAAAGGGAUUGUCCUGCGUCAUGGGUCCCACAUUUCAUUCGUAAGCAUAACUACGAAAAAUACAAACAAAAGUUAGUGGACGAGGGAGUUUUGUUGACAGAAGUAAAUGAUGCUGAUAAAGCGAAUAUUGUUGGGGAUCGUUUAUUUCAUAUGACGGCUAAUAUACUGGCUAGUUCCGUUGUAUUCAGUGGCACUAACGUUUGUUCAAAGCAGAAUUCAUCACCUAAAUUCCCGAGAACAAAUGCCGAAAAAUUAAGUUAUUGUGGCUGUGUAAACGAUGCUCUGCAUGACGUUAAUGUUGAGCAGUUCUGUGAACGCAUGAAGAUGUUUGGUAUGAAAUACGUGGAUGUAUUGCGGAUCCUGAAGGAUGUUCGUUACCUAAAAACAGGUCGCGUGCUUCUAAGGCACUUAUGCUCUUCUUCGCCUUCACUGCCACCAUACAUAGUGCUUGAAAUGGUUGAAAUACUUGUUUGCAUUCAUAUGGAAGAUGCUACUGAAAAAAGCGAUGAAGAGCUUUGGCGGGAGCUGUUACUCCUUGCUAAUAAAGUGCCACAUUUUUUGAAACCGACUGUUUCGCUGCUCUUGAAAUCAUGUUGUCCCGUGAAUAUCCUGCCAAAAUUGCCAUCAAACUUGAUGUUACGUCCUGUAGUUAUCACUGCUUUGUUAGCCAAUUAUGUCCGCUUUGGAAAAAUAAGCCUCUUCCAAACAUUACUUGCAAAAGAGACUGGUUAUGAUUUGUUCAAAAGCGAUCAAUUACUGCGAGUUCUCGCUUUGCAUACCAAUUCUCACCCAGCUAUAUCAUCUACCUAUUUGCAGUAUCUCUCGCAACGUAGUGUUACCUUGUUAGAUGACAAUAUGUGGCAUUUCAAUUCUAUCAUCGGCCAGUCAAAAUAUUGGGAUAUCAGGAAAACAACUAUAUUGGAUAAUGGGGAUUGUUGUAUUUGUGGAGGAAAGUUUAAGAAAAAUGAGGAUUUAUCAGAAACGGAAUUCAGUUUACUUAAAAAUGAAAUAAUGAAAUAUUUAUCUGAUGAUAUGCAUGUGUUCUCCAGCGCUACGGAUCAAGAGAUUUCCGACUUAAAGAGGCAUAUAAAGCAAGAAAUAAAGUCUCCUGAAGGUCGGCAGUCACUGGUUGUUGAUGCUCUCAAUGUUUUAUAUACAGGUAUCAAUAAUGUGAGAUCAAGGUAUGGAAUUGACGAAGUGUUGCAGAAAUCGUUAGAUAUAUUUACUGAUGUAUUGCUUAUUGUGCGGAAAGGUGGCGACACGAAUCGUAUAUGGAAUGAACAUGAUAAGUUCAGCAAUUCUCGCUUGUCAGCAUUCUUCUGUCAUAGGAUGAGUAACGAUGAUUUAUUUGUAUUGUUAGCAGUAAUGGAACUUGGGAUAAAUGCUUACUUUUUGACAAAUGAUUCCUUUAUAAAUCAUCGCAAUAUGUUAACUCCGUCUGGUCAAUCGUUGUUCGACAGGUGGAUAGAGAAAAGAGCUGUACGCUUGAAUAAUAAAGAUAUAAUCAUGCCUUCGAAAUUUGCUCCAUAUGUACACGAGGCAGAGAAUGGCUAUCAUAUUUCCGUUAAAACAGUUAAUAACUCGGUUGUCUUAUAUUCUUACUUUUGCGUCCGAAGAAAGCAUGUCCAAUAG